Condylostylus longicornis is the source of this 1738-nucleotide messenger RNA. It is a transcript of the gene Sce, whose product is annotated as E3 ubiquitin-protein ligase RING1. The record is from RefSeq and is a predicted model, not a curated record. Gene Ontology annotation, cellular component: ubiquitin ligase complex; PcG protein complex. The coding region runs from base 343 to 1464 and encodes 373 amino acids. The transcript has 5 exons. Lineage: Eukaryota; Metazoa; Arthropoda; Insecta; Diptera; Dolichopodidae. Gene Ontology annotation, molecular function: chromatin binding; ubiquitin protein ligase activity.
ACACAAAAUGUAUAAAAGAAAAAAUUCGAAAAAAAGCCUUUGAGUUAAGUUAUUUAUAUAUAACCGGACAAUUAAAUAAAAAACUGGUGUUCGAGUUGUUAAAAUAUGAAUUGAAAUAUAUGUAUAUAACACACUUUAAAUUGUAAUAAAAAAAGUAUACUUUACUUUUUACUUUCAUUUCUCCAUUUUUUUUGCAAUUUGUUUUUCUUUAAAAUACAUCAUUUAGUUUUAUUGAACAAACAAUAAAUUUUUUAUAAUUUUAAUAGGAAAUAUAGUAGUUCUUGAGUACAAUUUUGUAUACAUUAAAAAAUUGAAAAAUUUUUUUCUCAAUUUGGCAAGAAAAUGACGUCGCUUGAUACUCAACAAAAUAAAACUUGGGAGCUGUCACUUUAUGAAAUUCAAAGGAAGCCACAGGAGGUGAUAACGGAUAAUACAGAAAUAGCGGUAUCUCCUCGCAGUCUUCAUAGUGAGCUAAUGUGUCCGAUUUGUCUGGAUAUGCUGAAGAAAACAAUGACAACCAAAGAAUGUUUGCAUAGAUUUUGUUCAGAUUGUAUAAUUACUGCACUCAGGUCUGGCAACAAAGAAUGUCCAACUUGUAGAAAAAAACUAGUUUCCAAACGCUCCUUAAGGCCAGAUCCUAAUUUUGAUCUUCUCAUUUCUAAAAUAUAUCCAAGUCGAGAAGAAUAUGAAGCAAUUCAGGAGAGAGUGUUGGCGAAAUUCAACCAAACGCAAUCGCAACAAGCACUUGUACAUUCAAUAAACGAAGGAAUAAAAUUACAAUCACAAAAUCGCCCUCAAAGGUAUAAUCGAAAAGGUGGUGGGGGUGGGGGUGGAAACGACACUGAUAGCCAUAACUCACAUCAUAGUAAUGCUAGUUCCACUUCUGCUCAAAAUAAUGGUGAUGGAGGAGCUUCUGAUUGCCGACAUCCUUCCAAUCCACCAUCUGUAAGAAGUACUCCAUCGCCUGUGCCUUCGAAUAGUAGUAGUAGUAAACCAAAGCGUGGUAUGUCAGUCUUUACAUCUGAAAGAUCUGAAGAAUCCGAAAGCGAUAGUCAAAUGGAUUGCAGUCGUACCGAAGGAGAUUCCAUGGAUACGGAAAACGAAGCAAAUUCCGAAUUGGGAAUAAAUGACGAUAUUGAAAUGGUAUUUAAGCCCCAUCCAACCGAAAUGGCAAGCGAAAAUCAACUAAUGGAAGCUCUUAAAGAGAAUUCUGUUCGAUAUAUUAAAACAACAGCAAAUGCAACAGUGGAUCAUUUAAGCAAAUAUUUGGCCAUGAGAUUAUCGUUGGAUUUAGAUAGUGAACUUCCAGAAGCUUAUAGACUUCUUAAUUUUUGCAUAUAUGUUGCACCUCAACCAAAUCAAUUGGUUAUUUUAAGUGGAAAUCAAACACUGCAGCAAGUGAAUGAAAAAUUUUGGAAGGUAAACAAGCCAAUGGAAAUGUAUUAUUCUUGGAAAAAAUCCUAGGGAAAAUUUGGUCACACUCACUAAAUUCAGAGUGUGCGGAAAUUGAAUAUUUUUUCAUCGAAAAGCUGUAUUAAUUUUGAAAUGAAGUUAUAGUACAUGCUUACUUCAACAUACCAUUUUAAUAAAUAACGUGCUUAAUUAAUACUGUAUUCUUUCCACACAUUUCUAUAUCAAAAUUGAAAAUUCGGUUUUGUUGGUAUCAACCAAAAUUGACAUAAAUUAUUUGAUAAACUAGUUUAAGCUAGGCUUUAAGUAUCUCAUCUAAAUUAAACUG